Scylla paramamosain (green mud crab) is the source of this 762-nucleotide messenger RNA. RefSeq lists its product as uncharacterized. NCBI's taxonomy places the organism in Eukaryota, Metazoa, Arthropoda, Malacostraca, Decapoda, Portunidae. Bases 1 to 309 code for a protein of 102 amino acids. The transcript has 2 exons. The record is from RefSeq and is a predicted model, not a curated record.
AUGGGUCACUUAAGUGGUGCCGGCACACAGCUGCUGCAGGAGUGGCGGGACCUGGGGGUGCUCAGCCUGGCCGUGUGUGACCAAGACGCCCAAGAGGUUCUGGCCGCCAUCAGCGCCGUCCACGUGUCAUUGCCUCGGCUACACAUCCUCUGCCUACACGUCCCCGUGGGUGCCGUGAGGACACAGGCGUGCACCACACGGCUGCCUGGCUGCCCAGGGGUGUUCCUCGUGUUGUCUGGCGUGGACGAGAGGCUGCUGGAGGAGGCGGCCCAGAUAGCACAGCUCCUGCAGCCCACACAGCGCCCGUGAGUGUGUGCCAACACUGCUCUCUCUCUCUCCUCUCCUCUCCCCUCUUCUCCCUUCUCCUCCCCUCUCCUCUUCUCUUCCUUCCCCUCCCCUCCCCUCUCCUCUCCAUGCCUCUUUUCCUUUCCCCUUCUCUCCUCUUCUCUCCCCUUCUUUCCCUCCUCUCCCCUCCUCCCUCCCCUCUCCUCUAUUCCUCUCCUCUCCUCUUCCCUCUUGUCACCUCCCCUUUUCUAUUUCCUUUUCCCUCCCCUCACCUCCCCACCCUUCCUCUCCUCUCCUCUUAUUUCUCCUCCCCUCCCCUCCCCCACACACCCCUUCUCUCCUUUCCUCUCCUCUCCUCUUCUCUUCCUCCUUCUCCCUUCUCUUCGUUUCUCUCUUCUCCUUUUUUCUCCUCCACUCCCUCCCCACCCCUCCUCUUUUUUCCACCUACUCUCCUCUUCUCUUCUUCCCUCUUCUCUU